Molecule: messenger RNA, 1676 nt
Organism: Cylicocyclus nassatus
Lineage: Eukaryota; Metazoa; Nematoda; Chromadorea; Rhabditida; Strongylidae
Source: the annotation of a GenBank genome assembly
AUGUAUGAAAUCCAAAAGGAAACAUUUUACCUGAUGUUAUCUUCAGAAUUGUUGCUUAGGAUCGCAUAUGCACUUGCAGUCAUACGAUUUGCCUGGAAACAUCACUUUGACCUUUGUGCUGAAACACGCCUCGAAACUGCCCACGAGUCGGAAGUGCAGCGCGUGGCAAUGCCUCUGCAUAAUGGUGCUACUCAAGAAAGCGCACCAAAUGAUGACGAAAAAGUGGUAGCUGAACUUUUACAUAGCUUGCUUGAUCGGAUCGAAGAGGGACUUGUCGAAGGUACUUCAGAUGAAGUGACUCCUAAUAACGAAGCUGAAGUGGCAAGCACUUCAGAUGCCAAUUUAUCGGAGCGCAUUAAUGAAACAAAGGACUUGGACGGAAAAGUCGGUCCGAACGCACCUAGCCCACCAUCGGAAGAAACCGAUCGCGACAAUUUUAAGCUCAAAUCUAUUCGCUUUGACUCAAUCAAGUUCUCGAUCGUAACACAGAACCUCAAUGGACCGUGCCCUCUUAUCGCCCUCGUCAAUGUUCUGGUUUUGAAAGGACUCGCGAGGCUUCCUUCUUCUGGUAACGUAAGCAGGGAUGCUCUGACACAGUUGAUAGCGGACACCUUGUUGAGGAUGAGACCUGAAAACAUGAACAGUCAGGUGGAAAGCAACUACAAUCGAAACUUGGAUGAUGUUAUAAACAUCCUUCCAGAUCUUGGAAGGGGUCUGGAUGUUAAUAUCAGGUUCCGCCAUGUCAAUGAUUUCGAAUUCACUCCAGCUUUAUCGUUGUUCGAUCUGUUACGCAUCAACCUGUACCAUGGAUGGCUUCCGGACCCUCAAUUUGCUGAGAUCAGGGAUGCUAUUGGAGAGCUCACUUAUAACCAGAUAGUGGAAAGGAUCUGCGAUGACAGUGACCCCAAUCGCUUUCUUUACGAGGAAUUUCUUGGUGAAAACAUUUCUCAGCUGACUUACCAUGGAUUGGUAGCUCUUAUGGAAGCAAUGCGCGAUGGCGAACUGGCUGUGUUAUUCCGGAAUAACCAUUUUCAUACCAUUCACAAAAGGAGGGAUCUCCUUUAUCUCCUUGUGUCAGAUAGUGGUUAUGUUCGGGAAUCUGACAUUGUGUGGGAGUCUUUCAAUACGGUGGACGGCAGUUCACUAUUUUUCAAUGGUGACUUCGAGAUCAGCACUCUCCCAAGCAGCAAUGUCUGCGAUCCAAAAGCAGCUUGUUCUACCGAAGCAGACUUCCUUCUGGCACAAGAAUUGCAAGCGUGUGAAGAUGAGCUCGCUCGACAAGAAGCUGAAAGGGAGAAAAUGAAGUUUAAAGAGUCACCACCUCCGCCGACACCACGCGCUCCUUCAUCGCCAUCAUCUGAAGCCUCUUCGUAUGAAAGGGCGCCGUACAGGAAUGGCAGAACUGCUGUUACAAAUUCAGGAUCGAAGGAGAAGAAGUGCACUAUCUCGUAAACGACUACCACAAUAUUUCGUGCCUACCUUACUUGCAUUCUUUCUAAUCGAAUGCCAUAGCCAUACUUAUGUGAUAUAUACGCAUUUAUAUACUAUACUAUCAACUCUGUUUCAUAGUUGUACACAUCGUUGUAUAUUUUACACGUUGAUGAAUUCUGGUCUAAAAAUUUGUGAUACGAGUCAUUUCGAUGUUGAAAUCCGGUUUCAAAAUAAAGAUUUUUAGA